Messenger RNA from Hypomesus transpacificus, 4644 nucleotides. Its product is annotated as phosphatidate phosphatase LPIN2-like. Gene Ontology annotation, biological process: triglyceride biosynthetic process; fatty acid catabolic process; positive regulation of transcription by RNA polymerase II. The transcript is spliced from 20 exons. Gene Ontology annotation, molecular function: phosphatidate phosphatase activity; transcription coactivator activity. Lineage: Eukaryota; Metazoa; Chordata; Actinopteri; Osmeriformes; Osmeridae. Bases 93 to 2999 code for a protein of 968 amino acids. The record is from RefSeq and is a predicted model, not a curated record. Gene Ontology annotation, cellular component: nucleus; cytosol; endoplasmic reticulum membrane.
UAACGCUGCAACUGAGUCUCCUAUUGAAGAGAAGUGAAGUGAGAGCUCAUACUUUCCCGCACCGGCGAAUGUGUCUUUGAAAGGUAGACACCAUGAACUACAUGGGCCAGCUGGCUGGCCAGGUGCUGGUGACAGUGAAGGAGCUGUACAAGGGGAUCAACCAGGCCACGCUCUCCGGCUGCAUCGACGUGGUGGUGGUCCGGCAGCAGGAUGGAAGCUUCCAGUGCUCCCCCUUCCACGUGCGCUUCGGGAAACUGGGCGUGCUCCGCUCCAAGGAGAAAGUGAUUGACAUUGAGAUCAAUGGGGAACCGGUGGAGUUACACAUGAAGCUAGGAGACAAUGGAGAGGCCUUCUUUGUCCAGGAAACAGAGCAGCACAACGAGAUCGUCCCGGCCCACCUCGCCACCUCGCCUAUCCCCACAGAAGAGGUUCUGUCCUGGAGCCGAGAGUCCAAAGCCGGGGGGUCGGGUCUGGAGAACGGGACGCCUCACGUUCCCGAGGACCCCGUCUCAGCCCUGACCCAGCCCAGCAACACCGCCGGUGCCGGGAAGAAGAAGAAGAGGCGCCGGAGGAAGCACAAAGCCGACGCCCGCAAGGAGGAGCACGCCCCCGGAGCUGCCGCCGCAUGGGAGGAGGCCUGUGAGCUCAGCUCCGACGAGGAGCACGCCACACACAACGGCAGGAGUUCCACAGUGAAGGACCCGGCAGAGCUCCGGCAGCAGACCUCCCUCCACCCCCUGGACAGCUACCCCUUCUCUGACGGAGACUGGGCUCACUCUGACAGAGCCCUCUCAGAACUCCAGUCUCCUAAAAGUGACUCAGAGCUCAUGGUGAAGUCGACAGAGAGCAUGCUCAGAUCUGAGUCCCACAUGCAAUGGUCCUGGGGAGAAUUCCCAGAAUCCACCAGGGUCAGCAAGAAAGAGAGAUCAGAUCUUCCGAAGACAGUGACCAUCACCCCAUCCGAGAGCACCCACUUCCGUGUCAUUCUUAGCUCGGAGGCCAUGGAAGCUGGGUUGAAGGACAUGCAGACCUCCGUGGAUCCGGUCUGCACCAUCGUCAAACCAGAACCCCGCACCCCUAAAGCGGACCGGCACAACCCCAACAACAGCUUUCCCAGCCCUGUAUCUGAACCCAACCGGGCCCUCAUCAACCCCUGUGAGCCGGACCUCACAAAACCUGAACCCAACACUACACCUCUCACGACGGAGCCAUGCUCCUCCAAAACAGAUCCCUAUCCCCCCAAGCCGGACGUGUACCCCCCCAAAGCAGAGCCCUCUCCCCCCAAACCUGACCUCAGUGUCCCCAAGUCUGAUGUCUGUCCCCCCAAACUGGAGCGCAGGACCCGUUGGACGUCCUCCCCACCCAGUGUGUCUGCGUCCAGCCGGAGAGACAGUGCCAGUGGGGCUGGGGCUGCUGCGGCCAGUCACAAGGGGACCAGACACCCAGACACCAGACCCUGCUCCAGGGCAGACUCACCCUCCAAGAGAAGAGGAGUGAGGAAGAGGAGCCAGCACCAGGGACCUGAGGACAUCUACCUGGACGACCUGAGCGCACUUGAGCCUGAUGUUGUGGCACGCUACUUCCCAAAGAGCGAGUCCGAGCAGGUUCCUCAGGACUGGGUGGAGGUGGAGAGGCGUUCGGGGUCCCAGUCACCUCAUUCUGUGGGGAGCGCUGCGGCCGACAGUGGGACAGAGUGUCUGUCGGACUCCGCCGGUGACCUGCCCGACGUCACCGUAUCUCUCUGCGGGGGUGUGGGAGAGAACUCUGAGAUCUCCAAAGAGAGAUUCAUGGAGCACAUCAUUACAUAUCAGGAAUUUGCUGAAAAUCCAGCGAUUAUCGACAAUCCCAAUUUAGUAGUUAGAAUCGCCAACCGAUAUUACAACUGGACCUUGGCAGCUCCCUUGAUACUAAGCAUGCAGGCCUUCCAGAAGAACCUGCCCAAGGCGACUGAGGAGGCGUGGGUGAAGGAGAAGAUGCCAAAGAAGUCUGGUCGCUGGUGGUUCUGGAGAAAGAGCAGUGUGAAGCAGUCAGAGACUAAGAUGGAGAGACAGGAGUCCCUUAGCAGAGAGAGCCCUAUUCCUCACCAGGCCCCUGCUACACAGCAGAAAGCAGCCGACUCUUCCAGCGAUGACGAGUCCAAAGAGCUCAGCGCUGUGGCUCCUGUUCCUGCUCCGCCCUCGACCGAGCCUCCAGCUGCAGCCGCUACACACUCCUACAGGAAGUCCCUCCGCCUCUCCUCCAACCAGAUAACCAGUCUGAAGCUGAGGGAGGGUCCGAAUGACGUGACCUUCAGCAUCACCACCCAGUACCAGGGCACCUGCCGCUGUGAGGGCACCAUCUACCUGUGGAGCUGGGACGACAAGGUCAUCAUCUCCGACAUCGACGGGACCAUCACCAAGUCUGAUGUUUUUGGUCAGAUUCUCCCUCAGCUGGGUAAAGACUGGACCCACCCUGGCAUUGCCAGACUCUACCACCUAGUGCACGAGAAUGGCUAUAAGUUCCUAUACUGUUCGGCCCGGGCCAUUGGCAUGGCAGACAUGACCAGAGGGUACCUGCACUGGGUGAAUGACAGGGGCACCAUCCUCCCCAGGGGCCCUCUCAUGCUGUGUCCCAGCAGCCUCUUCUCAGCCUUCCACAGAGAGGUUAUAGAGAAGAAGCCGGAGAAAUUUAAGAUUGAGUGCCUCACGGAUAUUAAGAACCUCUUCCAACCCAACACACAUCCCUUCUACGCUGCUUUUGGGAACAGAACCAAUGACGUGUUUGCUUACAAGCAAGUGGGGGUCCCUGUAUGUAGGAUCUUCACCGUCAACCCUAAAGGAGAGCUCAUCUUGGAGCAAACCAAGGGCAACAAAACCUCGUACAGCCGACUGAGUGAGCUUGUGGAGCAUGUUUUCCCUCUUCGAAGCAAGGAACAGAACGCCAACUUCCUCUUCCCAGAAUUCAGUUCCUUCUGCUUCUGGAGACAGCCAAUCGCAGAGGUCGGUCUUGAGGAGCUGUGAUCCAGAAUGGCACAUUUAUACCUCUAGUGUUAUUUAAAAUGAAGUGAUAGCUAGCUAUGCUGUGGGAAAGCCAUUGUAGUGUAUAUUUUUGAAAACAGCACUUGAAAUCAACAUUGAUAUGUACCAAUAUAUUUUUGUGAUGUUUUUUAAUGGUGUUUUCCAUCAUUGAUUGUACUGCCUUACUACCUGUAUGAACAGUAUAUGUAAUGACAAAAUGUUGCAUAUGCUUUGUGCAAUGCAUAGCAUUCCAAAGGCCCAAUAGGUUUGAGAAUAUUUACUGAUUAGACACCAGUAGAAGCUGUUUAACAGUACCUCUAUUUACAGUAGGUUUACAUCCCCAGGACAGCCUAAAUGACUUGAUGCACUUGAUUGAUGAUGUGCUGCUUACAGUAUGUAGAAAGUCUGCUUUUAAAGGCCUUGCUGUAUAAGUAAAUUAUAGCUUUAACUACAGUAAGAUUUAGCACUGAGAUGCCAGUAGAACUGCCACAUGUUUUAAAUACAGACACUGUAGAUAAUAUGCAUGGAUAAAUAACAUGUGGGCUGACUCAGUAUCAUACAAUAUGGCACUUUGAAGUUGUGUCUCGGAGGCACUUUCUGAUGUAAACUGUAGAUGUUGCUGUUGUUACACACACGAGCAGGCACACAGACAGAACUGACCUUUCUGAUAGAGAUGUGUUCAUAUGCACUUAAAGCACAAUUGUUGGUUUUGACAAUUUCAGGUUUGAUUUUGAAGUUCUUGGUCUGAUUUUCUUUUGUUGUAGGUUCACAAUAACUGAAGUUGUAAAGAUAAUAUGAAGGAAUAUUUUUUGACCCCUGAUUGAGCAUCCUUUUGCUUUUGUAUUUGAUGGUGUUCAAUGUUGUUGCCUCUGUACUGUAAAAUAUUUUGCCGUUCUUUCUAUGAAAGUGACAUUUCGUGUGUUGAGAAGACAUCAGAUCUGUGCUUUAGGUAAAGAAGCAACUGCUUAAGGAGUGAUGUAUUUUCGUCUGAUCACACAGAAUUAAUCAAUUGUUGUCUUCUAUCUGAAAUGCCUUUACUGCUGCUUCAAGUAUUAAAGUUGGAUAAUUCUGGUUGCAAUGUUUUAGAUAAACAUGUACGUUUGGUUUGUCAAUAAUUAAUGAAGUGUAUGUUUGGGAUGAACGUUUGUAUAAAAUAAAUACAAUGAAACAAAUUAUUCCUAAAACAUUAUUCUAAGAUCAUUCAUGGUUAUUGCAACAAAAAUGUUUUUAACUCUGCUGAGUUUUCACAUCCUUUAUCAAAUGUUGCAUAUGGAUAUCUUUAGCAAAGGUAUUCAAAGAACAACUUAUUUUCAACACAGCAGAUCUUAUAAGAUAAUUAAGGAAUCAAGUUACGUAAAAACACAAAGGUAAAACAAUGACAAAACUACACACAAUAAGUACAGUACAUUUCAAAAACAUUUUUCAAAGUUACUGAAUAUAUUAAUACUUCAAUAUAAAGGCUGGAUGUGUUGGUCUUUUCCUUCUAUAAAAGAUAUUAUAAAAGAUAACACAACUUUUAACAGGUAGCUUUAAGCACAACAUACAAAACAAUAUGUAAAUUUAUGAUUCACUACUGUAUAUAUAUUCCCAGAACUCAAAAGGAUAAUGCCAAUCUGAACAACAGUUAGUCUUGUCAUCAUGGCAGGGA